CUCUUCCUAUUCUGUAUAUGUGUUUUUCCUUUGCCUUUGGAACAAAAAAUAAGUUCUUAUAAUCGAAGAGAGAUGAAAAUUGUUCUAAUGUUCUAAUGUUCAUGUAAUGAACUAAAGAAAUCAAACGAAAACUCAGUCUUCUUUUUCUAUUUUAUCUUCUUAUUUCUUUUUUCUUUUCUUCUUCUUUUCUUUCAUUAUCUUCAAUCAAAGUCAAUUCUCCAAUGAAAUGAAGUUACCACAUUUAGUUAAUUCUAAUCAUAAACUUUUCACCUUCACCAUCAACAUCAUCAUCAUCUUAUCAUUAACAUCGCCAUCAGUUGCAUUUAUAUUAAGUGAUAAUGGUCAACAAGACAUUAGAACAGAAACAACAUCAGCACAAUACGAAUCAUCAACAUCAACAUCAUUCUCAUUAACAUCAACUCCACCAUCAACAACAACAGUAUCACAAUCAGUUCCAACUCCCCAACCACCAUUACCUUUAGCAGAAUUACAAUUAAGAUUAGAAUAUAUCAAAAUUAAAAUAUUACAUAAAUUGGGUCUUAAUAGAGCUCCAGCAAUUAGGACAACAAUGGACCAUGAAGCAUAUACACAAUUACUGGAGCUUCGACAAUUACAUUCAGAUCCUAAUAAAAACCAAGCAACUCGAACCAAUCAUUAUGAAAUGGAUCAAAUGAAUGCUGAUGAUGAAAGUGAUAAAUUAUUUCUUUUACCAAUCAAAAGUGGCUUUUCAAGUGCUACUUUCAAUAUGACUCUUGAUAUUGAUAUAACACGUUAUCCUUUCCGUAAAGUGACCUUAUUCACAAGAUCAAGUUCACCACCACCAUCAUCACCAUCACCACCAUCAUCAUCAUCAACACCAUCAACAUCUUCAUCUACCUCAUCGUCAGCAUCCUCAUCACCUUUAAACAAUUCAAGUUAUGAGACUUAUUUUGAGCAAAUCAAACCAAUUAACAAUGGAGUCUCAAACCCAUUGAAGUACACAGAUAAUACUCUUAAUGAUGAAUAUGAAUGGCGGGAAUAUGACAUAACUAAAUUAAUUACUAAAAACAAAUGGAAUCCAUUGAAAGGACAGCCCAUGAUUGUCAUUGAUACUGAACCAUGCAAAUUACAUUCAGCAUUAAUGACAAUUGAAUUUAAUUACAUUUCGGCUACCAGAAGAAGACGAAAGGUUGAUUGUAGUUCAAUUAAAAACACAUCAUCAUGCUGUCGAGAAAGUUUCUAUGUUAAUUUUACUCAAAUUGGUUGGGAUAAUUGGAUUGUUCAACCUCCAGGUUACUAUGCUAAUUAUUGCAAAGGAAAAUGUGAUAUAUCACAUGCUCGUUAUCACCAUACGACUGUUGUACAAAAAUACUCGACAAUAAUCAACUUAUGCUGCUCUCCACGAGAAAUGUCCAACAUAUCUUUAAUCUAUGUUAAUGAAGGUGGUUACCUAUUUCAGAAAAAUUUGGCUAAUAUGGUUGUUGAAUCCUGUGAUUGUGCUUAAUAGGAUGGUGAUAAUUAUAUUAUGUAAUCAUGAUUAGUAAAUUAUAUAAAUUGAAACUUUGUUUUUUUGAUACAAUUUGGAAAA
Panonychus citri (citrus red mite) is the source of this 1567-nucleotide messenger RNA. Its product is annotated as growth/differentiation factor 8-like. Bases 227 to 1483 code for a protein of 418 amino acids. Lineage: Eukaryota; Metazoa; Arthropoda; Arachnida; Trombidiformes; Tetranychidae. Gene Ontology annotation, molecular function: growth factor activity; cytokine activity. The transcript has 5 exons. Gene Ontology annotation, cellular component: extracellular region. The record is from RefSeq and is a predicted model, not a curated record. Gene Ontology annotation, biological process: SMAD protein signal transduction.